AUGGAAAAUCAAAACCCCCAGCUGAAGAAUCUUAAUCGUGCCUCGUGGAGGUCAAAAUGUCGCAAAGACCUUGCGCAACACAUCCGCGAAAAAAUUGGAAUCCAUCUGAAGCCCUCGGAGGUACGACUAAAAUCCACCGAGGAGCUGCAAUAUAUAUGGAAGAUUGAUGAUCCCUCACUUGAGCCCCUGUUUGAUAAACACCUGAGCAAGCACUCGGUGGGAGCAUACAUGCAGCUGUCACAAGAGGUCGGCCAAUCUUUCCAUGCUGUUCGGCAUCAGGGUAUUAUGCAGCGACCCUCAAACACUGUGUUGGAUGCACAGUACCAGCAAAUCAAAGGAGAAAACGCUCAACUCCUUGAAAGGUUACACCUGGCCGAAAAGGAUAGAGCAGGACUAGAAUUGGCGAGAGCCAAGGCAGAAGACGAAGUGCAGGCCCAUAAAGCUAUGAUUCAAGAGUCUAUGCAUCUCCAUCAGCAGGAUAUUCAAUACUGGAUGACUGUGGCAGCAUACUAUCGAACAAAUUUCACAAGAUGCGUCGAUUCGCUGAGGCAAUUGAUCGUAUUUGCUCAAACUGUGGAGUCUGAAGCCUCAGAACUCUUGUCUGAAUGA
Aspergillus pseudonomiae is the source of this 609-nucleotide messenger RNA. RefSeq lists its product as uncharacterized. The record is from RefSeq and is a predicted model, not a curated record. The coding region runs from base 1 to 609 and encodes 202 amino acids. NCBI's taxonomy places the organism in Eukaryota, Fungi, Ascomycota, Eurotiomycetes, Eurotiales, Aspergillaceae. The transcript is spliced from 3 exons.